GCAACGUCCCAGGAAGAUGUAUCGAAUGCUUAGAAAUGGGACAACAAGUAGUAUCAAAUUCGUAAGCUGCUAUGAAAAAUCCAUUCUGUGUUGGUAUUCAUCAUGGCUCUCACAGAACAGUGUAUGGUACGAACACCAGGUAUAUAUUUGAGGACUUCAAUGCCUUUGUCACCAUGGCUUCUGGCAGAAUCGACAACAAAUCAGCCUACCUCACCUAAAGGCAGUUCUAGUUUCAGAAAGAAACCAAAAUGCAUAUCGCAAACCCAGCAAUCCCUCUAGGCUCUCUUGUUGUAGUCAUUGGUGCCAAUGGCUAUAUGGGCUUGGAAACAUGUGAGAAACUGCUCCAAGCAGGAUAUCGAGUCCGCGGAACAGUUCGAAACGUUGAACAACAUCGCGGUUGGAUGUACAAUCUCUUCGAUCGGACAUGGUCAGGCAAGUUCGACCUCGUCCAGGUUCCGGAUUUUGAGGCCGAAAGAGCAUUCGAAGAUGCAUUUCGAGGUGCGGCAGGAGUCAUAUAUCCAUCCAUGCCUGUUAUCUUCGAUGCAGAUCCCACCAAGGUGUUUGGACCAAUGGUGAGAGGCGCAAUCAAUACCCUCGAAAGCGCCGCUCGAGCUGGUGUGCAACGAUACGUCCUCAGUUCGAGUUCCAAAGCAGUCGCAGACACCAUAUAUGGCGAGCCUCGGGAACUCACAGAAGAAAUGUUCAACCAUGAAGCAGUGGAAAGAGCUCGUCAAAAGUCGACAGACUCUUCCUUUCAGCGGAUUGUGGACGUAUACAGUGCGGGACGAACUCUAGCAGAGUUUGCGUUCUGGGAUUGGAUCAAAACAAAUAACCCACCGUUUGUUGCCAAUUGUGUUGUGCCAGACGGUCAGUUUGGUCGUGUUUUGGACAUGGACAACCUCAACACUGGCGUCACAUCGUCAACUGGGCAAUUGACACGUGCCUUGCAAGGCAAGUGGGAGGGCGUUCCCCUUCCUCUAGCGUUCUUUACCGAUGUACAAGACUCGGCGCGUCUGAUGGUAGCAGCAGUGGCGUCGAAGUCGAUCAAGAACGAGCGUAUUUUCGCCUAUCAUGUCAACCGAACAUGGAACGAUCUGCGCAGUAAAGUCCGUGAGCUGUUUCCAGAUCGUCCUGAGUUAGUAAAAGGAAGCGAUCAAGAUGUUUCUGGCAGAGACAUGUCGUAUGCCCCGGGUCCAAUUGCACGAGCUGAGGAGAUCCUGCGAGACAUUGGUCAACCUGGAUUCACCAAUGAGGAUGAUGUUAUCCGAGACUUUGUAGCCUCUGUCUUUCCUCAAGAUAUGCAGAAGUGA
Exophiala oligosperma is the source of this 1310-nucleotide messenger RNA. RefSeq lists its product as uncharacterized. The record is from RefSeq and is a predicted model, not a curated record. Gene Ontology annotation, molecular function: oxidoreductase activity, acting on the CH-OH group of donors, NAD or NADP as acceptor. The transcript is spliced from 3 exons. Bases 249 to 1310 code for a protein of 353 amino acids. NCBI's taxonomy places the organism in Eukaryota, Fungi, Ascomycota, Eurotiomycetes, Chaetothyriales, Herpotrichiellaceae.